UGAGUUCCCAUGCUUGUUCUGUGCUUAUCUAGUUGCUGCACGUUUCUUUCGGAGUUCAACAGUACAGAAUCUCAUGGCCAAAAAUAAAUCUUUGAAAUCAGGAUCAAGUCUUCCUAAGAGGAAAAAGUUGGGUUCAAAUACUAGUGAGGUUCAUCCAGAAGAAAUGAUGGAUGCUGAAGUAAAAAAGAAAAGGAAAAAGAUGGCGGUAGAGGAUGCUCCAGUACAGAUUCCUCAAGACACAAUCACAGCAGAUGAUAAAAAACAGAAAAAGGACAAGAAACACAAAAAGAAACAAGUGACAGAGCCAACUAAGAUUUCAGAUCCACCCAGUCGCCCUGAGGGGACACAUGAGCCGGAGGGAGAGGAGGACUUGAGUCCUGAAGAGAGGCGGGUCCUGGAGAGGAAGAUGAAGAAAAUCCUGAAAAAGGAAGAGAAGAAGAGGCUGAAGGCGGAAGGAGAGACCUUACCGAAAACAGAAGCAUCUGGACCCACCGCACCUCAGCAAGCCUUAGAUUACCUCACCUGCUGGGCUGAGAGGCGCACAGAGUGGAAGUUCCAGAAGACCAGGCAGACGUGGUUACUGCAGCACAUGUUUGACUCUGAAAAGAUUCCAGAUGGGAAGUUCUCCAUGCUGCUCGAGUAUCUGGAGGGGCUUCGUGGAGGGGCGAGGGACACUACAGUGCAGAAGGCCUUAGCCCUGGUUGAAGAGUCAGGACAAGCACCAGAGGACGUGGCUGUCCAGCAGAGGGCGCACAGAGCCAGAGAAGUUAUCCAGCUGCUUUCCUGACCUACCACUG
Messenger RNA from Seriola dumerili (greater amberjack), 797 nucleotides. It is a transcript of the gene chlsn, whose product is annotated as chromosome unknown C7orf50 homolog. The record is from RefSeq and is a predicted model, not a curated record. The transcript is spliced from 6 exons. Bases 74 to 787 code for a protein of 237 amino acids. NCBI's taxonomy places the organism in Eukaryota, Metazoa, Chordata, Actinopteri, Carangiformes, Carangidae.